Microtus ochrogaster (prairie vole) is the source of this 1140-nucleotide messenger RNA. It is a transcript of the gene Tomt, whose product is annotated as transmembrane O-methyltransferase. The record is from RefSeq and is a predicted model, not a curated record. Gene Ontology annotation, biological process: dopamine metabolic process; developmental process; catecholamine catabolic process. Lineage: Eukaryota; Metazoa; Chordata; Mammalia; Rodentia; Cricetidae. Gene Ontology annotation, molecular function: catechol O-methyltransferase activity.
ACUCAGGUAGGAACAAUGUCCCCUGCCAUUGCACUGGCAUUCCUGCCACUCGUGGUGACACUGCUGGUGAGAUACCGACACCAUUUCCGACUGCUGGUGCGUACAGUCCUGCUAAGAAGCUUCAGGGACUGCCUGUCAGGACUUCGGACUGAGGAACGGGCCUUCAGCUACGUGCUCACCCAUGCUCUGCCUGGAGACCCUGGUCACAUCCUCACCACUCUAGACCACUGGAGCAGCUGCUGCGAGUACCUGAGUCACAUGGGCCCUGUAAAAGGUCAGAUUCUGAUGCGGCUGGUGGAAGAGAAGGCCCCUGCUUGUGUGCUGGAGCUGGGCACCUACUGCGGAUACUCUACACUGUUUAUUGCGCGGGCUUUGCCCCCUGGGAGUCGCCUUCUCACUGUGGAGCGGGACCCUCGAACAGCAGCAGUGGCUGAAAAACUCAUCCGGCUGGCUGGCUUCGAUGAGCAAAUGGUGGAGCUCAUUGCGGGCAGCUCAGAGGAAGUGAUCCCAUGCCUGAGAGCGCAGUACCAGCUGAAUCGGGCAGAUCUGGUGCUGCUGGCACAUCGGCCUCGAUAUUAUCUACGGGAUCUGCAGCUCCUGGAAGCCCAUGCUCUACUCCCAAGUGGUGCCACUGUAUUGGCUGACCAUGUGCUUUUCCCUGGUGCACCCCGCUUCCUACAAUACACAAAGAGCUGUGGCCGCUAUCGCUGUCGCCUCCACCACACCAGCCUCCCAGACUUCCCUGCCAUCAAGGAUGGCAUAGCCCAACUCACCUAUGCUGGACCUGGCUGAGAUCCAGGACCUGGGAUAUUUACUGAUACAACCCCAACCCCACUCAAGCAAGGACCUCAGAAUAUCCCCUUUCCCUUUCUGUUUAGUGUCCAGCAUAUGCUAGAUUCAGGCUGGGGAAGCUUUCUUCUCAACUCGGCCUGCCCCCAACCUCCAUAUCAAUCCAAAGUGUCAAAUUCUAUCAGUCUUCUUGGUCCCACAAGAUCUUCUCCUAGAAAACUGGAGACUGCAAGCAGGAGUCCUGAGCCCUUGUUCUGUUAUCGAUUGCUCCCUCCAGGUGAGUCCUUCCUUCUUCUUAAUAUUAAGGGCUGGAAAGAUGGCUCAGCAGUUAAGAGCACUGGCUGCUGCUCC